This is a messenger RNA of Mercenaria mercenaria, 3200 nucleotides long. Its product is annotated as guanine nucleotide exchange factor DBS-like. The coding region runs from base 19 to 2364 and encodes 781 amino acids. Gene Ontology annotation, biological process: intracellular signal transduction. The transcript has 15 exons. Gene Ontology annotation, cellular component: cytoplasm. Gene Ontology annotation, molecular function: protein binding; guanyl-nucleotide exchange factor activity. Lineage: Eukaryota; Metazoa; Mollusca; Bivalvia; Venerida; Veneridae. The record is from RefSeq and is a predicted model, not a curated record.
AUAGAGCAAGGGGAUAAGAUGCGAGCAGACGGCGACCAAUACAUCAUGGACGACCAUUAUGCUGUUGAUAGUAUAAGACCAAAAUGUAUAGAGUUACAGAGAAUGUGCGAACAGUAUCGACAGCUUCUGAGAAGACGGCGAGAAAUAUUAAACAAGUCACAUGAGCUACAAGAGAGAAUUGAAAAGGCGAGUAAGUGGUGUUCUAGUGGUAUGGAUAUGCUGACAAGUCAGAUGGAGGGAUGUAACACCCCUGAGAGUAUCCGUAAAGCAAUCGAUGAUAUAGAUAAAUUUGUUGCUACUUCCAAAGAUCUAAAACUGAACAAUCCUAAAGAGUUCAGACAACUCUUUGACAGUGUGAUCACUUCAGAUACAAGGGCAACUGUUCAAAAAACACUGAAAAAGAUUGAGGAUGUUCAGACAAUGUGUAGUAAGAGAAAAGCUGACCUGCAGUCCCAGGCUCGAGCCCAGCCAGUGCAUCACCCCGCGCAGCCUGACCUGGUCACGGCAUCUUCAAGAGGUCAGACAACAGUACCAGAGUAUGACCUGCGUAAGAAACAGGGCGGUCACAGGGACCGGCAUCGGAAAGAUAGUAAAGAUACAACCAAGAAGACAGCUCCAGUCCCGUCUGUAGAAAAAUCUGCAAGGAUACGGGUAGAUAUAGGGCCACCCCAGCCUCACCUUCAGCCCCGCUCCACACAUUAUGGAUCAACAAGCACCUGCAGCAGUAUGUCAACCGCAGACAGUAUGGACGGGGCGCGUAACUCUCUCGCCUCCACAUCCACUACCUCUGGGUCAAGUUGUGUCUCAGAACAAAUGCUAGAAAGUUUACAGGAAAAAAGACAACAUGUGUUAAAUGAGUUGAUAGAGACAGAGAAGACCUAUGUACAGCAGCUGCAUGAUAUACUUAGGGGGUAUUACUGCGAGAUGGAUAACCGAACUAUGCAACAUUUAAUACCAGAUGAGCUAAGCUCUAAAAAAGAUAUCUUGUUUGCAAACCUUGAUCAAAUAUACAAAUUUCACCAUGAUGUGUUCCUCAAAGACUUACAAAGUUGUGCAGACUGUCCUACAAAACUAGGAAAAUGUUUUGUCAGUAGGAAAGACGAGUUUCAAAUGUACAGUAUAUAUUGUCAAAACAAGCCACGAUCUGAAGAAUUAAGGACCCGAAUAGGGGACAGCAAUCCUUUCUUCAAGGAGUGCCAGAGGAAACUAGGCCACAAACUGCCACUAGGAGCUUUUUUACUUAAACCUGUACAGAGGAUCACCAAAUACCAACUUCUGUUAAAGGAGAUGUUAAAGUAUACAAAAGAUGAUAAGGUGUGUCAGCAACAACUAGAAGAAUCGUUGAACACAAUGCUAGAGGUUGUCAGAAUUGUUAACAACAGCAUGUAUGAAGUCUCCAUCGUUGGGUUUCCUGGCAACUUAGCAGACCUAGGCAAGCUGUUGAUGCAGGGCAACUUCAACUGUAGCACAGAGCACAAACAUGAGAAAAUACGGGAUAUACGCUUUAAACCAAUGCAUAGACAUUUAUUCUUGUACGAGAAGGCUAUACUUAUGUGUAAAAGAAAAGAAGAUGCUCAAAAUGGGGAUAGAGAUGUGUAUAGCUUCAAAAAUAUGCUCAGAUGUAACCAAGUAGGGUUAACAGAGAACAUAAAGGGAGAUAGGAAGAAGUUUGAGUUGUGGUUAAGGGGACGAGAAGAGGUUUAUAUUGUACAGUCUCCUAGUCUAGAUGUGAAAGAAUUCUGGGUAAAAGAAAUAAAGAAGGUGUUGAUGAAUCAGUUUGAUGAAAUACGUGUAAAUAAGUUGAAUCUCAUCCAACGUUCGUCUGAGGACCUGCCGCGGUCCGGCAGCGACAGUGGUAUGGAGAGCUGGCGACAUCGGCAGGGAUCUGGUAACAACUGUUCGUCAACAGUUCCGGUUGGACUGACCAUGAUGUCACCAGUGACUCCACCAGAUCCGAGGUUGCAGACGGACCAGUGGUCAGAUGAUGAUUAUACUGACUCUGAGCCGGAAACAGAGCGCAGACCAAAUCAACACACAUCUCCGUUGGAGCCCUCAUAUUUACAGCAGUUUGUUGCAAUUGCGGACUACGUUCCCGUUGAUGACGUAGAAAUGGGUUUACGAGAAGGAGAUGUUGUGGAAAUUCUCCGCACAGGAACCACGGGCUGGUGGCUAGCACAUCAUAUGACUACCAAUGAUGAAGGCUGGGUACCAUCAACUUACCUGGAUCCAGUGCCAAACACAGGAUCACGGUCCCUGGCUUCAAUGUCAAGUAUAGGAUCUGGCAGCCAGCCCAGUCAAACAAGUCACUCCAGCAUGACCAGUGGAUAUAGUGCAACUAGUCCUGUAGAUGAGAGUACAAUUUAACCACAUCACAAUUUAACCAUACAGUGCAAUCUCGAUAGGGCAACACUUCUGUGGAAACUGAACAUUUUGUUUGUUACUUGAAAGAUACUGCUAUGCUACUAACAAGCUUGUCUAAUUGGAAAGAAAGUACCUGCUUAUGAAUGAUGUUACAGGCUGUUCAUGAUGACUGGAAAUAUAAGCUGUUCAGAGGUGUUGUAAACAGAAGUUUUACCAUCCAUUCAUUUGUUUUUUGACUGAUAAAUACUCACAAUUUUAUCAUGUCUGGCUAACUGAUAAAUUUAUGGACACAAAAAAAAAUCACCAACAAAAUAUUAAUAAUAUCGACUAACUGUUGAAAUUGUUUUGGAGUAUGCAGAUGAUGUGUUUUAAAUAGAAUACAGGCAGUAAUGCAGCAUGUUGAUAGGAGCCCAUGCCAAGGAUUAGAAAACAUGUGUUUUGAGACCAGUGUAAAAGCUCUAUCAUUUGAUUGGUUGAUUUUAAGCUUAGUCUUGAAAUUGACCAAUGGCAAUGUAGCAGUUUAAGACUUGUCCCUAAACACAAUUUUGUAACCUUGCAAUGGAAAGAUGUUGUUAUUGUUAAAGAUAUGCUGGAUAUUUUUAAAGGAAUAUUUGAUAAAUUUUCAUCUGGGAGAUAUAACUUGGGUGUAUGAUUAGUGUAAUUUCAUAUAAGCAGAUAAUAAAUCUGAGUUGAAUACAAUAUUUCGCUGAGGUAGGUAGGAAUAUGAGCCGCGCCAUAAGAAAACCAACAUAGUGUAUUUGCGACCAGCGUGGACCCAGACCAGCCUGCAUAUCCAUGCAGUCUGGUCAGGAUCCAUGCUGUUCCCUUUCAGAGCCUUU